Molecule: messenger RNA, 3178 nt
Organism: Medicago truncatula (barrel medic)
Lineage: Eukaryota; Viridiplantae; Streptophyta; Magnoliopsida; Fabales; Fabaceae
Exons: 6
Coding region: 634-2736 (700 amino acids)
Molecular function (GO): chromatin binding
Source: RefSeq, a predicted model, not a curated record
UGAUUCACCACAAGAACAAGAAGAACAAGAACAAAAACACCGUUGUUCUUUUUGAGGUUUUUCAUCAUCGUUUUCACUCUCAUCACAAACCCCUUUUUCACUCUCAAAAGGGUUUUCAACCAUUUUCUUCAAACCCUCCUUUUCACCCUUCAAAAUCCUCUCUUUCUCUCUCAUCCAUUGCCUUGAACCCCACUUCACAAAACCUGGGUUUUUGUUUUUCCACAACAUAAACAUCAUAUGACGUAGUACGAUGAAUGAACCUUAAUCCUUGUUUUGUUGUUUUCCUUUGGUUUUGAUGGUGCCACAUUGUUUGACUUCACUUCUAUAGUUUUUGUACCAUGACGCUAUAGUUUCUCUCUCUUUAAUCUUGAUCCACCCUUUUGCCCCAUUUGAUUCUAUACUGGAAAAAGAUUGAAUUUUUUCAUCUGGGUCGUUGUGGUUUUGGUUUUUUCAUCAAUGGUUUGAGUUUUAGGAUUUUUGGGGAUAGCUUGAUAGGGUUUUUCCUUACACCAAUUUAGGGUUGGUUUAGGAACAACCCAUCGUUGUUUAUUUAUUUGUUGUGUUAUUUAAUGUUGUAGUGUAGAGUGUUGUUUUUGCUGUUGGUGGUGUUGGUGGAUUUUGAAGGAUUUAAGGAUGUCUGGUGAUGAGGUUGAUGCUGUUUUUGUGUCAUGGGAGGAGCAAGUGAUAUGUCAAGAGCGUGGGAACCGUGUGAUUCAUUUUUACUUGAGACAUAUGUCGGGGGAUUCGGUGCUAGCUGUUGUGGGGACUGAGAGGAGUGUGAGGCACAUGAUGUAUGUUGUUCCUCAACAAUUUUUGAUGGAUUAUGGAUCAACUAACGUUGUUUAUAAAUGGAGGGCAAGGAGGGAGGUUGUUGACUGGCUCAACCAUUUGGUUUCGAGGAAUCGAUCACACCGUAAUGGUACACUGCUGGAUGAUUCAGCUAUUGCUGCAGGACUGGGCUCUCUUGAUACGUUCGCAGAUGGAAUCAAUGCUAAUAACAGAAAAAUACCUGAUAAACUGAUUUCUAAGAAGCUGAACAUUCAAAGUUCAGAUAUUGUAUGGUCAGGUGCUUCUUCCUUUUGUGCUAAACAGCUGAAGCACUACUCAGGGUUUGACAGGAAAGGGACUACCAUAUAUGUUCAUUCAUUUGUGUAUAUUAUGGCUGAAGAGGAAAAUCACUAUCUCGGUUAUUUGGAAGAUAUGUAUGAAGACAAAAAGAGACAAAAAAGGGUGAAAGUACGGUGGUUUCACCGUGGUCAGGAAGUUAAGCAUGUGAUUCCAGAGCUUGAUCUUCAUGAGGGUGAGGUUUUCAUCACACCUAAUGUUCAGGUGAUCAGCGCUGAGUGCAUCAACGGUCCUGCAACAGUUCUGACUCCUAAGCAUUACGAGAAAUACAAAGCCGAGUUGCUGCGUACCUCUUCAUCUGAGAUCCAUGUAUGUUCUAGGCAGCUUAAAAAUAACAAGCUGAAACCCUUUGCUCUUACUAAGCUGAGCGGUUAUAGUAACCAGCCUAUACUUUCUGGUUUGAAUUGCCCUAGUCUUCCCAAAAGAAAGGCGGACUGUCCGAAAUUUGAAGAUGGUGGGAACUUCACUCAAGAUGAUUCUUUGAGGUCCAGCAAUAAGAGGAAUAGAAGUUCUGUGGAGUACUUGGUAGCUGAAAAGGGUUCUUCUGGUCUGCAAAACUCUUCUCUUAUGAAUGAGAUGCCAAACGGUGUACCGAAAUACCCGAGUCUGAAACUAAAACUGUCGAGAAAUACAAUGGGUAAGGGUAUUGAACCUAAGCCUGAACUGCCUUUUAAGGUCAAUGAUAAGGUAGAGUUUCUCUCUCAAGAUAGUGGCAUUAGAGGAUGCUGGUUUAGAUGUACAAUCUUGUAUGCAUCUCAUAAGAAGCUCAAGGUUUUGUAUGAUGACAUAAUGGACGCAGUAGAUGAGGAGGAACAUCUAGAGGAAUGGAUCCCUGCUCAAAGAGUGGCAAAACCUGACAAACUGGGUAUGCGGUGUGACGGCCGCUUUUUAGUACGACCACGCCCUCCUGAAUCUGUUAAAGGUUGUACUUUCGAGAUUGGAGCAGCUGUGGAUGCCUGGUGUGGGGAUGGAUGGUGGGAAAGUAUUAUAACUGCUGUUGAUGCUUCUGAAAAUGGAACCUGUCAGGUUUAUUCGCCUGGUGAAGAGAAGUUUCUAUUGGUUGAAAAGAGAGACCUUCGAAUUUCCCAAGAUUGGAUUGAUAACAUGUGGGUUAAUAUAUUGGGAAAGCCGGACAUUUGCAGCUUUUUAUCUUCAAAUCCCCCUCGCCCCAAGUUUCAAGCUAAUUCUGCAGUGGUCAAUGGAUCUAUUACUGGCAGUUCUGCAACAUUUGAAAGUAAAUCGCCACCAACCGCUAAAGUUGAAGUUGCUCCAAAGGUUGAGCAAAAAUCAUCUGGUUUGGAAGAACUUAAUGGCGGUAUGAAGAGAAUGACUUUGUGGAAACCACCACUCCAUGCCAUUCAUGAAGACGAGGACAUCGACUCUGGUGGCUUUGAUGGUGAUACUGAGACUGACAAUGUUGUUGAUGCGUUUGAUAAAGACAAGGACUGUAACUCUGGUAGUAGCAGUGAUGAUGAUGGCUCUGACAAUGACGGUGAUGAUGCUGAUGCUGACAACACUGGAGAGGACAGCGAGGAGAAUUUGGUGAUGGAGGAAAAAGUUGGUCGUUCUGAACCAAAACUUGAUGCAGCAGGAGCAAUACAGGUUACAUGAAUAUAAGGUAAAGGUAAAUGGGAGAUUUCUCUUUCUCCUACUGAUUAUAUAUACGUGAUGUAUAUAAUAAUGAAAUGAAACUUCAGGGUAGUAGUAAUACAUAUGCAGAGGAUAAUGGUGGGUAAAGGUUCUUAUUCUAGUACAUUUUAGUGUAUAGCUUAUGUUUUGGGUUGAGGUCUUUCAUUAGAUCAACAAUCUAUAAAGCUUAUACAGUCUAGUCUUGAUAUUUAGUUCAUGUGGGUUGUUAGAUGCACAAUUGCACAUACAUCCACUGAAACUUGAAACUGCGUAUCGAGGAGUUUAGCUCCCAAGGGUAAAGUUUGUACUUUGAGAUUUUAAUUAGUUUUUACCUUUGAUCAUGAAGUACUAUAUAAAGUUUUAUCUUUGAACAAUUUGCUAAAUAUGUGCACCUAUUCAUAUAUGGUUAUAUGUAAUUCUGGAA